ACAUGUUCAGUGCGCGGCUGAUAAGUUCAUGCGCCAACAGAACAGCAGAGCGCUUAGGUCUGAGUCUCUGUGGUUACACGUAAACGCAGCGGAUCUUGCAUCCUGAUGGCUUUGGAAAAUCGCAUUUCGAUGCGUUUGUGACAUGGGCUGCGGGACAAGUAAAGUGCUGCCGGAGCCCCCCAAGAACUGCUACGUGGAUUUUGUGAAAUCGGUGGUGAAAUGUAACAACAAGCAAAAACUAUGUCAUGAAGAGCCCCUUAAAACAUCUGGGAAUAAAACCGAUUUCUGGGGCAUUUAUAACUCUGGGACCUAUCAGCAGCAGCAGCAGAACCAGCAUUUGCUAUGGCAGGAAGGAGUGAAACGGAACAAAGUCGCAAAAUAUAGAGCGAGGUUUGAUUCAAGAGUGACAGCCAGGUAUGACAUCAAGGCUCUCAUAGGGAGGGGAAGCUUCAGCAGGGUGGUUAGAGUAGAGCACAAGGCCACCAAGCAACCGUUUGCCAUCAAGAUGAUAGAAACCAAAGCCAAGGAGGGUCGGGAGGUGUGCGAAUCCGAACUGAGCGUGCUCAGGAGAGUCAGCCAUUGCAAUAUCAUCCAGCUCAUCGAGGUGCUGGAGUCCCAGGAGCGCGUCUAUAUGGUGAUGGAGCUGGCCACCGGAGGGGAGCUUUUUGACAGAAUCAUCGCUAAAGGCUCAUUCACGGAACGGGAUGCGACGCAGGUCCUGCAGAUGGUUUUAGAUGGAGUGAAGUACUUGCACAGCUUGGGGAUUUCCCAUAGGGAUUUGAAACCAGAGAACCUGUUGUACUAUCAUCCAGGUACAGACUCAAAGAUCUUGGUAACUGAUUUUGGAUUGGCUAACUCAGGCAAUAAAGGCGGAGACUGGUCAAUGAGGACGACCUGUGGGACACCAGAGUAUAUUGCACCAGAGAUCCUGUUGAGGAAGCCCUACACCAGUGCAGUGGACAUGUGGGCUCUCGGUGUGAUCACGUACAUUUUGUUGAGUGGAUCUAUGCCAUUUGAAGAUGAGAAUCGCACAAGGCUUUACAGAAUGAUCCUGAAGGGAAAGUACAGCUUUGCUGGUGAUCCAUGGUCCAGCGUUUCCAACCUAGCUAAGGACUACAUCAACAGGCUGUUGACAGUUGACCCAAGCGAACGCAUGACUGCGACCCAGGCACUGAAGCACCCGUGGAUCGUUACCAUGGCAGCCUCAUCCUCCAUGAAGAACCUCCACCGCUCUAUCUCCCAGAACCUGAUGCGCCGGGCGUCCUCCCACUGCCAGAGCUCCAAGUCGGGACAGUCCAGUCGCUCUAGUCGGUCUCGCCGCAUUUGGGAAAAGGAAAUCCUGGAGCGCAACCUGAAAUACCAGCCCCACUACGAGCAACAAUGAUUCCACGAGGGGGGCUUUUUAAAGACAUGACUUUCAAAGUCAAAUAGGACCAGAACUGGCUCCGAGGCAGUUGAGAUCCGAGUUCUUCUCAGAUUAGAAGAUUCUUAUAAUUUGAGACACCCAUUUACACAAGAGCAUAGUAUGCAAGCGCACAGCCCGUGAACUGUAAUGCGUACCCGAGGGCGUCAUAUUGACCACCCCGUGAAGCGUGAAGCCAAUUCCCAUCCCCAAAGCACAGAGGAAGUGUUUAAAUCAACAAGCCUGUCAUUUGUGUCACUUGUGUACUUCUACUUCAAGGUGGUCAUUCCAGAUUAAAUUUUGCCAUUAGAAAUGGAGCGAUGCAUUGAAAACUUGCAUAUCGGACAUUAAAAGAAAGCGGUCUUAUUACCAUCAGUCUGACAUCUCUUCUUAUACGGGAAUGUAAAUAGUAACUCCCAUUUAUUCUAUUACCCAUAAAAAAUGUGUGCUAUUCAACAAAAACAAAACAUUUAUAGCUAAAAAGAAACAUCUGCAACUAUCAAUAAUGUACUCUUCUCCACCCAGAACUCAAGUUUAUAGAUCCGCUAUUACCAUUUAAUUACACGACACACAUAAUCAGAAUUAUUACAUUCAUAAUGCAUAAGAUUGUUUAUUUUAUCUUGAAUGGUGCUAAUACAACCUAAUAAAUUACUCUGUUGUUAACUUGCUGGUCACACUGAUACUGUUUUAUACUUAAAAAAAUGUGAAUGCAAAACUGGGACAAUUUAACAAUUUAACCUUUUUCCGACCGGGACCAUAAAUGAAGGCUGAAAAUUGGUACUGUCUAGUAACCCUAUUCACAUCACGGCACUUUGAUGAUACACUUUGAAAAAGCCUAUACAUUGAUUAAACCUCUUCGUACUUGCGGCUUUAUUUUUCAGAUUGUGUAUUUGGUAGUGUGGUGAUGCGUAUAAUUAAACAAGCUCUCUGCGAAGGUCUAAAAGCAUGUUACUUUUAAAUAUAUGACUGUAUUUGCCCGGUGAAGGAAACUUUUCAUUUUCAUAGCGACGUCACUGUAAUGGUUUGUUUAAUUCUCGAUAGAUCUACCCACAAAACCAAACAUUUCCUUAGUAUCAAAAUACGAUCACAGGUUACGUCUGUAGAUAUGUGUGAAAAAAUGUUUCUGCCAAUAAAGUUUCAUGACAACUAGGCUGGUUUUACAUUUAUCCCACAAGAAUUAUUAAAUGUCUUUC
Molecule: messenger RNA, 2595 nt
Organism: Polyodon spathula (Mississippi paddlefish)
Lineage: Eukaryota; Metazoa; Chordata; Actinopteri; Acipenseriformes; Polyodontidae
Product: serine/threonine-protein kinase H1-like
Exons: 3
Coding region: 143-1384 (413 amino acids)
Biological process (GO): protein phosphorylation
Molecular function (GO): protein kinase activity; ATP binding
Source: RefSeq, a predicted model, not a curated record